Molecule: messenger RNA, 3846 nt
Organism: Lutzomyia longipalpis
Lineage: Eukaryota; Metazoa; Arthropoda; Insecta; Diptera; Psychodidae
Gene: RtGEF
Product: rho guanine nucleotide exchange factor 6
Exons: 10
Coding region: 269-3673 (1134 amino acids)
Molecular function (GO): guanyl-nucleotide exchange factor activity; protein binding
Source: RefSeq, a predicted model, not a curated record
AAGGUUGUGUACGUGUGCUGUGUGCAAGUGUGCGUGAAAAUUCGUGGAUAAUUUUGACGAGAACGCUUUUCUCUCCGAGUUUUUCCCCAGAAAAUUGUGUUAAAAUGCAUGGAAAUGGUGAAAUGUGUUUGCUGUGAUGUGUACAAAAGGGUGCCGCAGUGUCCGGAAAAGUGAAUCGUGCGAAAGGAUCGUGUGGUGAUCGUCCAUCAGUGGAGAAGUGGCUGUGGUGGAGGUGUCUGUGACUGGAAGACACGUCUGGGAGACAAGGAUGGAGACUCCGUACACGGUGCAAGCGGAGUACUCCUUCAAGGGGUCCAACAAUGAUGAAUUGUGCUUCAAGAAGGGGGACAUUAUAACGGUGACUCAGCGCGAGGAGGGUGGCUGGUGGGAGGGUACCCUGGGCGACAAGACAGGGUGGUUUCCGAGCAAUUACGUCAAGGAGUACAAGACCCCAUUGCCCCCAGCUGAGACCAUUAGACCACCGGAGGAGAUUCAAGCGAGUCGUUCCCUCGUACUCAAUGAUCUGCUCGAGAGUGAAAGGGCUCACGUGGCGGAGAUUCGGGGACUCCUUGAGAAUUUCCUGGAGCCACUUAGUAACAGUCAAAUAUUAUCAUCCGACGAAUACGCUCAACUUAUGUGUAAUUUUGUAGAAAUUGUAGAAAUUCACGAGGAUCUUUUGUUAAACAUUGAAGACUGCAACGAUCGUGUUGGGAAAUUAUUUCUAUCGAAGGCAUCAGUGAUUAAGAAUAGCCAUCAGGCCUAUUGUGCGGCUCAUCCACGUGCCAUAGUUAUUUUGGAUAAAUAUAAAGAUGAUCUGGAGACUUUUAUGGAGCGCCAGGGAGCUGCCUCCCCGGGGCUCUUGGUCCUAACGACGGGCCUUUCGAAACCCUUUCGUCGCCUAGAGAAGUAUUCGGCAAUGCUGCAGGAGUUGGAGCGGCACAUGGAGAGUGGGCAUCCCGAUCGAGGGGAUACUCAACGCAGUGUGGCCGUUUACAAAGAUAUUGCCUCUACUUGUGCUGCAACACGAAGGCAGAAGGAGUUGGAACUGCAAGUGCUGACUGGUCCAGUACGAGGGUGGCAGGGACAGGAAUUGAGCACAAUGGGGGAUAUAAUUCACAUGGGAAGUGUUGCUGUUGGGCCUGAUCAUCGUGAUCGCUAUUUUGUCCUCUUCCCACAGACGCUGCUCAUUCUCAGUGUGAGCCAGAGGAUGAGUGCAUUUAUUUACGAGGGUAAAUUGCCUCUGACGAAUAUCGUGGUGAAACGCCUCGAAGAUUCGGGAACGAUAAAGAAUGCCUUUGAAUUGAGUGCACCCCUAAUUGAGCGAAUUGUGGCUGUGUGUCAGGGGCCAUCGGAGGCAAACAAAUGGGUUGAUCUUCUAUCGCCAUUCUCCAAUUCCCUCCGGCGACCGGGUGUGGAUCUCAAGAGAACAAUUGGAAGCAAUUCAUCUGUAAAUGCUCCUCAUCCUCCGCCUCAUAAUGUCACACCACUCGACAUACGUGGGUAUUGCACAAGAAACUCGGUAAUUUCUUACAAUUUGGCACGUGUCGAUUACCAACCAACAUUCCCACCCAAAUCCUAUCCGCCAACAGCGCCCUAUGCCCGUCUCAAUGAGCACUUUGCGCAGCACGUGAAGAAGGGCAAAUUGACGAGGUACCUCGUAAAAGCACUGCUCUAUCCGGAAUUUCGACGAGACUACGACACAUCCACCAUUGUCAUGCGGAGGCGACACAGAACGACAAUUAGGAUGCUGCGAAAAAAGUCCACGGGGAGUAGUGAGGAUAAGAAUAAUCUCUCACGUCAGGAUGCCUUUGAGUGUCUCUCGUCGUCGAGUGAGAGCUGUAGUACUGGGUCAACGGCCAGUAAUCCCUUUGGGCUCAUUCGGUACUUUACGGGGAAACGUCUGACGGACACAAGUCGCGAAAGGACGCACUAUGAGACGUUCAUUGAUCACGGCAUUGAAGCGGAUUGCACAAAAGACAUCUUCGACGAAGUGGAGAAGCGACGUCGUCCCGAAGAAAGGAAGUGCAGUGUGGUGGAAAUAAAGCGAAACAUCGAUGGAAAUGUUCAUAGUUGUUUGCUAAAGCAAUUUACGGAAUUGGAAGCGAUUGAUAUGGCACUGAGAGAUUCAUUGGUGGUGUGCUCAAAGCCACUGCGGAUGGCACAGCAGCUAUCAUCGUCGGGGGAGAGUGUGGUGCAUCUGUCGACGGCACGUCUCAAUUUGGGGGCUAUUAAGCAACAGUCGGAGGCAUCGGAAGUCUCCAGUUUCGAGCACGCACUCCCGAAUGGGCGGAUGGCGUGUGAGAAUUUGCUAAAAUUGGACGAUUCCAUGCCGCUGUGUAGCAAUCUCAAGCCCAGAAAUCCCAUUGAGGAGAGGCACAGUAUGCCAACACUUUUUGUUGGCAAUCGCUUCAAUAACUCCUCCCCCACGGAAAUCUACAUACCCUCGUGGCGCGAUCGCCAAACGGGUGGUGGGAUGGAGGAGACGCGGAUGAAGGCAAAACAUUCCACGUCAAUUGAAUUACCACAAGUAUCACUUGUGCAGCUGCCCGAUCAAGUGGCAGCGGAGAUUAUGUAUAAUCUCCAUGGUGAUGGUGAUAGUGGGGAGGUGAUAGUUAAGCCACCAAGUAUGUUUCGGGGUGGUUCGUGCGAUGGGGCAGCAGUAUUACUCAGUAGGGAGGUAUCACCCUUCGCGAAGCACUCAAUUAAUUCGGAUUUACGCAUGAGCGUGAACAAGGAGCGUCGGGAGCGUCGUUCGGUGCGUCGGUGUGUGAGUUCGCAUUUUGUGAGACUAACCAACAGUGAUACCCCCGCAGUACACCCGCAUGAGUGUGGAUGCAAGAAAAAUUCAACGCAUAGCCCACGAUCGAGUGAUUCCGGCAUGGCGGGUAGCUAUACGAUAGCACGAUCGCCGGAGCCACCAAAAACCAAAGGAUCGCACGAUGUUUGCGAUCGCCGGGAGUUGCGACAUUCACGAUCGAGUCACAAUCUCGGGCGAUAUCCACACGUGAGUGUUGCUGCUUCGAAGGUGGAGGAGGAUUUUACGGAUAGCGGGCAGUAUGGGGAUAGUGGUUUACUCAAGGAUGACGAAGUGAUGAAUUUUCUCGAACUAUCAACAAGUCGGGAGACUUUUGAGACUCAACUACGACGAUCACCAAUUCAACGAUCGCGAUCGUAUGACAAUCUACCCGUUCCGUUGGAGUUUACCGAUAGUACGAGUAGUGUUGUUGUUGUGCAAGUGCCAGAGGAUGGGGAAGAGAAGAAAAUCUUCCGGGCGGGCCUGUAUGCGCAUUGGUGGAAGAAGGAAAAAUUACCGAGCAACGUUCUGCGUGGGAUCGCGUGCGAUCGUCCCAAAGAAACUCACGGUGAUCAUGGUGAUCAUGUUGGUUUUGGUGGUGGCUCACACGGAGGGGCUUCAGAUGUCUCCGCCGCCGUCUCUUGGAGGAAGUCAUCAAAGUCGCGUCACAACGCCCAUUCACAUGUCUCAACACAAACGCAGUCACUCCUUCAAUCAUCAUCUAACGUUCAAUCAGCUGCAGAAGCAGCAACAGGCACAGCCGCAGCAUCCACAUCCAGCACCACCACUUCCGCCCAGUCAUCAUCCCAUUCAGCCAAAGGACAUCACCAAUCAGUCACUGGUGGUGCAAAACGAAAAGAGCGUCAACCCAAAAGCUAAUUGGAGCAUUACAAAUUUACGUCCAGCCCCUCCGUCGCGAAUGUCAGUUCAGGGUGGAAUUGUUGCCCCCCGGAAGGAUCCACCGACGUACGAGGAGGACGCUCUCGUGCUUAGGGUGAUUGAGAGCUACUGUGCCGCAUAUCAGAGCACCUCUCGCAACACAAUGCAUUCAG